Molecule: messenger RNA, 4132 nt
Organism: Pteronotus mesoamericanus
Lineage: Eukaryota; Metazoa; Chordata; Mammalia; Chiroptera; Mormoopidae
Gene: MPHOSPH8
Product: M-phase phosphoprotein 8
Exons: 14
Coding region: 96-2654 (852 amino acids)
Cellular component (GO): cilium
Molecular function (GO): protein binding
Source: RefSeq, a predicted model, not a curated record
GCGUCACAAGGGGCUAGCAGACAAGGGCAGAACGCCGAGAGCGCUGGGAGUGCCUCGCGACCGCUCGAGUGGCGGUGUUUUGCCGCGCUCCUGCUAUGGCAGCAACCGUUGCAGAGGCGGCGAGCGUAGCAGCCGUUCCCGUGUCGGGCUCCCACAACCAGCCGCCUGUAGGCGAAGGCGAGGGAGCGGUGGGCGAUGAGAGGGACUUGGGCACGAAAGGAGCGGAGGCCUUGGGGGACAGCGAGGAGGACGGGGAGGAUGUGUUCGAGGUGGAGAGGAUCCUGGACAUGAAGACCGAAGGGGGUAAAAUCCUUUACAAAGUUCGAUGGAAAGGAUACACAUCAGAUGAUGAUACCUGGGAGCCUGAGGUUCAUCUUGAGGACUGUAAAGAAGUUCUUCUUGAAUUCAGGAAGAAAGUUGUGGAUAACAAAACUAAACCAGUCAAGAAAGAUAUUCAGAGACUAUCCUUAAAUAAUGACAUAUUUGAGGCAAAUUCUGACAGCGAUCAGCAGAGUGAGACAAAAGAAGAGACUUCUCCAAAAAAGAAAAAGAAAAAAUUAAGGCAGAGAGAAGAGAAAAGCCCUGAUGAUCUGAAGAAGAAAAAAGCAAAGACUGGUAAACUAAAAGAGAAAUCCAAGCCAGACCUGGAGAGCUCUGAAAUUUCAAUUUUUGAUUUAAGGACAAAGAAAAGAAUUUCCGAAGCCAAAGAAGAAUUAAAGGAAUCCAAAAAGUCCAAAAGAGAUGAUAUAAAAGAAACUAAGGAAUUAAAGAAAGUUAAAAAGGGUGAAAUAAGAGAUUUAAAAAGUAAAAUAAAAGACGAUUCCAAAGAAAACAGAAAAACAAAAAAAGAGAAACUUCUUGAAUCUCAGUUGGAAUCUGAAUCAGGCAUACUUAAUGACUCUCCCUUUCAGGAAGGGGAGAGUGAAGAUUUACAGUCUGACAACAGAGAGGAGAAACUGAAAAUUAAAAGUGGAAAAGACAAAGCAGGGCCAGACAUUCUAGAUAAACAGCAGGAUGGCUCUGGAAGUGCUGAUGAGGAUGCUGAUGUCAGAGGAAAAAGAAGCAAAAAGAAACCCAGAAAAGCCGAGGAACUUAAAGAGAACAAAAAGCUAGAAAACAAGAACCUUUCUUCAGAGAAGAAAAAUGCACAUAAAAAGCAAAGGAAUCAAGAGAAAAGCAGAAGUACCACGGAGUCAGAUAUUCUGACACACGCAUUUUCCCAUACACAAAAGAGCUCAAGGCUGGGUGAGGAAGAGAGAGGCGGCCUAUCAACUGACUUGGCCAGGGAAGAGAAAGAGACCAAAAAAAACGAACCCAAAGAAAAAUACCAGAGAAGGCAUGAUUUGGACAAGGAAGAAAAAGGCCGCAAAGAGCCAAAAGGAAUAAAGACAUUUAAGGAAAUUAGAAAUGCAUUCGAUUUCUUUAAAUUAACUCCAGAAGAAAAAAAUGAUUUCCCUGAGAGUAAUCAGAAAAGAGAAGAAAUAGCACUGGAUUGUAAUUUCACAGAAGAUCACAAAGCCAAGGAAAACAAACAGUUAUUUAAAGAAAGGAGAAGCACAAGAGAUGAGACUGACACUUGGGCAUAUAUAGCUGCAGAAGGUGAUCAAGAAGUCCUCGAUGGUGCAUGCCAAACCAACGAGAAUUCUGACAGCCGACAGCAGAUUUUGAGUCUGGGCAUGGACCUGCAGCUGGAAUGGAUGAAACUAGAAGAUUUUCAAAAGCAUCUUGAUGGGGAAGAUGAGAACUUUUCUGCAACAGAUGUCAUUCCAAGUAAUUUAUUGAGGGAUGCUGUGAAAAAUGGGGAUUAUAUUACUGUGAAGAUUGCACUUAAUUCAAAUGAAGAAUAUAACCUGGACCAAGAGGAUUCCAGCGGGAUGACACUGUUGAUGCUGGCUGCAGCAGGAGGGCAGGAUGACCUGCUGAGGCUCCUCAUCAGAAAGGGAGCGAAAGUGAAUGGCAGACAGAAGAAUGGGACAACCGCACUCAUUCAUGCAGCCGAAAAGAAUUUUUUAACUACAGUGGCUAUUCUUUUGGAAGCAGGAGCUUUUGUAAAUGUUCAGCAGAGCAAUGGUGAGACUGCUUUAAUGAAGGCCUGUAAAAGAGGAAAUUCAGAUAUUGUGCGACUUGUCAUUGAAUGUGGAGCUGACUGUAAUAUUUUGUCAAAACACCAAAAUAGUGCAAUGCAUUUUGCAAAGCAGUGUAACAACGUGUUGGUGUACGACUUGCUGAAGAAUCAUUUAGACACACUUUCAAGAGUGGCAGAAGAAACCAUAAAGGAUUACUUUGAAGCACGCCUUGCUUUGCUAGAACCAGUUUUUCCAAUAGCAUGUCAUCGUCUCUGUGAGGGGCCAGAUUUUUCAAUGGAUUUCAAUUACAAACCCCCACAGAACAUACCAGAAGGCUCUGGCAUCCUGCUGUUCAUUUUCCAUGCAAACUUUUUGGGUAAAGAUGUUAUUGCUCGGCUCUGUGGACCAUGUAGUGUACAAGCUGUAGUUUUAAAUGAUAAAUUUCAACUUCCUGUUUUUCUGGAUAGUCAUUUUGUUUAUUCAUUCAGCCCUGUUGCAGGCCUCAAUAAACUCUUCAUAAGGUUGACAGAGGCACCCUCUGCUAAGGUAAAGCUGCUAAUAGGUGCGUACAGAGUGCAGCUGCAAUGACCAAACAAUGAAUCAGGAUGGACUGGCUUUCAGACCUGUAUAUUUCUAAACACUCUCUUACAAGCAGUUUAGAAUUCUUGGCACUGCUAACACUUCCAAAUUUAAAAUUUUAUCUGUAAUCCUCAUGCAGUUUAAGUCUCUAAGAUGGAACACGGUGUUCUAAUAUAUCAUAAAAUACAGAAAUGUGCAUAUUUUGUGCCAGUAUUUUCUUAAGUCGGUGUUGUGUCCAAACUGCCUAUUUCGGUUUUCCACAACGUGGAAUGGUGCAUAAAAGGGCUUAGAAAAUUUCUAGCUUCAAAUUCAUUAAUUUUUCACCCUUGAAGUUUGAGGGAAGAGAGCUGAUCUAUUUGUAAUAUGCAGUUGCCACACAUUCCAAGUUGGAGAUGACAACUUUGUAUGUUUCCAGUUAUCCUUUAUUUGAAAAGAUAAGAACCUAAGAAAUAGAACAGUGUCCACAAAAACCUUGUGAGGUCUGAAACGGAAUUACCCUUACUUUGAACACAGGGGAGGUCAGCAGAGCUUUGCCAGUAAGGCUCAUGUGGGGUGGUUAUUGUUCCUGUGGACUUUUCCCGUAGGUCCAACUUUGGUGUUCUUUUAAGAAACAGUUGGCUAAUUAAUAAACCAAGCUCAGUUUAGAUUAUAGAAAUGUAUAAAACUUAGUUCCUGAUUAGUUUUAUAAUUGAGUUCUAAUUUUAAUGAAAAAAUUUCAGAAUAUCAUGUAUUAGACCCACAUAUUAUGUUUACAAAUUAGAGAGCCAUCUUUACAUACUAAUAAAACUGCCCUUUUUUACAAUUUGCUCAAUAAAACACCACAAUGUUGGUCUUUCUGUUUUCUUUUGGUAUUUACCUUGUUUUGAGAUACAAUGUGUACUUUUUAGCUAAAUGGUGUUUGGGGUUGGACUCCUUCAACUAGAUAGAAUUUUGUGCUAGUACUGUAUCCAAUUUCAUAGCUUCCUAGAAAAAAGUUACGAGAUUUUUGUUAGCAACAAUGCAUAGAUCAGGAGUGGGACAGCAGUACAUGUAAGCGAAAUGGGCUUUUUAAGAAAAUUUCCAUUGUGUCCAAAUUCUACCUAAAAUAAUCCUGCAACUUUAUGAGAACAUAUUAAAUGAGCUUACACUAUUUAUCAGGAGGCAUGGCUAUCUAGGGCAGAAAGUAAGUAGUGAAUCUUAGCAUAGUUCCUUUAGGAGUUGAGGCUGAGAAAUAAGAAAGCUGUGAAAAGUCAGCAAGGGGAAGAUGGGCAAGUUAUUCUGACUGAACUAGGGAACUUAAAGUUUGAGAUCACUAUACCUUGUCUGUGUCAGCUUUUACCCACCCUGUGCCAGGCAUGCUAGUAAACCAUGUAAGCAGUGUGUCUAUUAGGAUUAUGUGUAGAGCCACACAAUUUAAUACAGUUGUUCUGCUCAGAACUAUAGCUUUCUCUAUAGCAGGUAAAAAACCUACUUGUCCCUGAGUGGGAAAUGCUGAAAGUUCUGGCUUC